ACCAUCGCCGCCUACACGCCCUUGGCGCGCGCAGCGCGUGCACACACCGUCACCGUGGAGUACGGCGGGCAGCCCGUGCCGCACUUCCCCAGCACCCGUCUUGGCGUGGAGCGGCACCGGGCCGUGGAAUCUGGCGGCAUCAAGGUGUACGGGCCCGGCGUGGAGGGGAAGGGCCGUGGCGGAGUUCGGUGGGCGCCAGCGCCCGUGUCCAAGGCCGGCGGUCCCCUGGUCAAGGCCUUGGUGUCCAACCCCUCCGGAAACGUCACCGAGACCUUCGUGGAGGACCGGGGUGAUGGCACCUACCACGUGGAGUACACGCCCUACGAGGAGGGCCUGCACAAGGUGGACGUGACCUCGGGGGGCCCGGUGCCGCUGAGCCCGUUCCGUGUCCCCGUCACCGAGGGCUGCGACCCCAGCCGGGUGCGGGUGCACGGCCCCGGCAUCCAGAGCGGCACCACCAACCAGCCCAACAAAUUCACCGUGGAGACCCGGGGGGCCGGCACGGGAGGGCUGGGCCUGGCCGUGGAAGGUCCCUCGGAAGCCAAAAUGUCCUGCACGGACAACAAGGGCCCCAGCUGCUCCAAAUGGAGUACGCCCCCCCCCCAAGCCCCUUUCACCUACAGCCUCAACGUCACCCAAACCCCAAAUCACCAGGUCCCCG
Molecule: messenger RNA, 661 nt
Organism: Camarhynchus parvulus
Lineage: Eukaryota; Metazoa; Chordata; Aves; Passeriformes; Thraupidae
Product: filamin-A-like
Biological process (GO): actin cytoskeleton organization
Molecular function (GO): actin filament binding
Source: RefSeq, a predicted model, not a curated record